This is a messenger RNA of Rhagoletis zephyria (snowberry fruit fly), 5626 nucleotides long. RefSeq lists its product as uncharacterized. Gene Ontology annotation, cellular component: plasma membrane. NCBI's taxonomy places the organism in Eukaryota, Metazoa, Arthropoda, Insecta, Diptera, Tephritidae. Gene Ontology annotation, biological process: potassium ion transmembrane transport; stabilization of membrane potential. Gene Ontology annotation, molecular function: potassium ion leak channel activity; outward rectifier potassium channel activity. The record is from RefSeq and is a predicted model, not a curated record.
UUUAACGGUGAAUGUACGCUGUUGGUCAACGACGCGACGCAAUGGCAGUGACAAUGACAGUUAAGUGACGCGAAAAAGUGGGAAUCAUAAAGUAAGAAAAUCGAGAAAGCAGUAACAAAUGAAAAUUAAAUAACAACUAAAGUAAGAGCAAGCGAAAAAAACAACAAAAAUUUAAAUGGAUAAUUAAGUAAUGCCAUGUAUGUAUAGGUAUUCUGAUAUACAAAUACAUUUAUACGAGUAUGUGCAUCCACACGUAUUUGUUUGAAAAUAAUUAAAAAUUUAUGUUUACGCGCCUGCUUUUGUGCCUGUGUGUGUGUGUGUGUGUGUUGCACAGCUCAGCUCAUUUUUAUUAAACGUGUACGGCGAGUGUGUGCUCUCUGCCUCUGCUGCAACUACUUCCCAAUGCAACUGAGCAUGUAGUACGUCAUUGCGGUUGGCCGUUAUCAUUUUAUGGCGCAGCGCACUUCCCCAGAGUGACGUUUUUACUUUCCGUUUUCACUUUUUCCUGGCUUCUCUGGGCUACGAAAUGAAAGUGUUACAGAGAAUGAAAAUUUAAGCAGCUUUAAAGGGCGAAAUGGGCAAUGCAGCGAAUAAAAGCGAAAACCACGCCAAACACCAAAAAAGAGCAAUGAACAACAACAAAAAAAAAAUCAAAGAAAAUGUGCCACGAAAUUGAACUAAAUUAAAUAUUUUCUGCGAGCUUUUGGAAAAAAGAAAAUCAUGGACAAUAUAAUGCGCAAAAUACGAAAGCACAAAAGAAUUUCAACAGAAACACCACAGAACGCCAAUCAAUGUGAGGAAAAAGCCGAAAAAAUGAGCAAAUUCAAAAAGAAGAGUAAAGCAAAAACAAAAUAAGGAGUGAAAAUUAGGUGCAGAUAAUAUGAAAGCAAAUGAUUUUUGGGAAUUUCAAAGAGGAAAAGAAACAAAAACCGAAAGCUUGAUAAUAUUGCGCAUAGCAUAUGGAAUCAUAGCACAAAGAAAAAUUUUGCUAGAUAACGUGACAAAAAAAACGUAUAUCUAUUGUGAGAAAUAUCCAUUGGAAAUCGCAUUAUCAUCGCAUAAUCGGUGGAGGGAGGGAUAUAAAUAUGGUUUCAUUGAAAGAUGACUUGAGGCUUGAAUAGAGAUAGUAGCAGGCUGAUAAGGAAAACGCAGCAGAGAAAUGACAUGCGAAAGGAAUUAAAGUGGGAAUCAAAAAAGACAGAAAUAAAAUAAAAAAUAAUGAAAAAUUAAAAACACAGCUAAAUAGAAGCUCCGCAACUGAGAUUAAAAAGUGAGGCAAAAUAAACUGAUAUUGAAAUGCAAAGUAAAGAGUGUACAAAAUGACAAAAUGAAAAAAAUAAAUAAAAAUUCUUAGAAAAAUAGCCAGCGUUUGACAAUUUUAAAAACGUGGCAACAAAAAAAGAAAAUCCUCAUCCGAAAAAAUCGACGUGAACGAAAACACAAUGAACUGAAACCCAAGCCAGGAUAAACGAAAACAAAAAGCGAAACAGCCAGCGAGGGAAAAAAGUGAAAGCAAAACGCGCCAACACACCACCACCCACACAAAUAAACAAAACAAAGCAAAACAAACACGCGCGCAACGACAAAAUUUCAAACUCAAUGAACGAGAAAUUAUCACUGCCAGCAGCCGCAGCCACACCCAUAGAACAGCUGCAGCAACAACAACAACAACACGCGAAUUCCAACAUUUGUGCGACCAUUGACCAUGCGGAUUAUCACUAUGAAUCAACGCUGCCAGCAGCAACAGCCCCAACACCCCCAACAGCCCCAACAACAACAACAACAACUACAUACAAACACGAAAGCAACAGUACGAAUAAUAAUGCCACAGUGUGUGGAAUUGAUGUGGGCAGCUAUGUGGAGUGUGGUGGUGCAGUUGAAGCAGGUGGUGGAGGAGUGGUUGUUGGCAGUGAAUUGUAUCGUUACGCGUCGGUAGCAAGUUUAGGUGGUGGCUGUGGUAAUGGCGGCGCUUCUUCAAAAAUGCUCAGUGGUAUGGAUGUUUUCAUGGCGAGCACUGGUGUGGGUACUACUGCUUCCAUCACCGCUGGUGCGCCACCACUCGUGGCACCCUCAGCAACAAUUCUAAAAAUUAGCAACAAUAGCAGCGCCAGCGGCAGCAAAGGUAGCAACUUGAACAGUCCGCAUAGGCAGCGGCAGUUGGGUGGUGGUGGUGGUGGUGGUGGUGCACCACAGCGCGACAAUUUUUGCGGUUGCUUUGGCGGUGGAGGUGGGGUGGCAGGCAGCGACGGCAAGGGGAUGGCGCACGAAGCGGACGGCGAUAAGCAGCAAUUGGCCGCGUUGACUUUUUGGCCUGCAUUGUUUGCCAAUUUGGGUAUUUGUACGCUGCUGCUCGGCUAUCUAUUCAUUGGUUCAUUUCUAUUCCUCACCAUAGAAACAUCCGGCGAUGGAGGCAGCGCAGCUGGCGUUGUCAGUGAUCCGAAUGCCUGGUCGUACGCGCAAAAUGCAUACAUAUCGACACAACAACAACAACAGAAACAUACAACAGAGCAUGCCAGCUUUGUCGAAGCACAGCCAAAGUUAUACAAACCAAGUGAACCGUUAUUGGAUGUGGCAACCGCAGGAGGAGAAGGGGAGCACUUGCAAGGCGCAGCUGUAGCUGAUGGAGGUAAGCCACACAAAUACGAAGGCAGCGCCGAUAGCAGUGGCAACUUUCACGUGAACACGCCGAAUGUGAAGAGGCAGGCUGCGGUGAAUGACACAACAGCCGGUGCAGUUGCAAUGAGUGUUGCACAUGGUGAUGUGAUUGCACAGCCGGAAAAUCCGGAAACAUACAUUGACAACAGGCACGCCGACAAGUUGCGGCAGCAGCAGCCAAAUGACGUUGCCACUUAUUCAACGCUGCAAAGACAAGCGAAGGCAGUGGAGGCGCAAGCCUUUAGACGAGCUGCUGUUAAUGCCAUUGAUGCUGCCAUUGGCAGUGACAUUAACGGUGCUGUUGAUGAAGUUGAUGUCGGUGGGGUCGUUGGUGUUGCGAUGUCUGAGGGGGAGGCUGGCGAUGGUGAUAUGGCUAGCGCUGCGGCUGGUGCUGGUGGCGCUUGGGGCGGUGAAAAUGUGGCACUGCAGCGUACUGUGGAGAAUAUUUGGGAUAUAACGGUUUCAUUGAAUAUACUCUACAAGGAGAAUUGGACCAAAUUGGCUGCCUUGGAGAUUAAUAAAUUUCAGGAUCAAUUAGUCAAGCGGCUUGUCAUGGAUUUGACGCUAUCAACAGCGUCCACAACAACAUCGAACGAUGCAUAUUCAAGGCACCAGUAUCAACAACAACAACAGCAACUACUUGCAAAACAAGAAAACAACUUUGGACAACAGCCGCCAUCACAGCCGUACGAUUAUCACAGCAUGGAACCGGCGGCUACCAGUAAACAUUAUGGCAAUGAUGCAACUCAACAGCGUCAACAACAGCAACAGCAACUAGAACGCUACUGGCAAUUACAGGCGGCAAGACAACGUCAAUGGUUAUUGCAACAGCAGCAACAACAAUUUGAAUGGAAUUUCGCAACGUCCUUUCUGUACUCGCUGACCGUUGUGACGACAGUGGGCUAUGGCACUAUCACGCCACGCACCACACUUGGUCGCAUGGUGACCAUUGUGUACGCCACACUGGGCAUACCACUCACCUUGGUCUAUCUCUCGAGCAUCGGCAGCAUACUGGCCAAGUUGGCGAGCAGAUUUUGCGAGCGUCUGCUCUGUUGUUGCUUUUGUCGCGCAUCCACAAAUAAACGACACACAAUUUGUGGCUUCAGCCGACAACAGGUCUCCGAUAAAAAGUGCAAUCUUAAGCUGCAACAGCUACAAAAACAUCACCAACAACAGCAGCAGCAGCAGCAUUCGACGAGUUCAGCAACGUCUGCGCAACAACAAACAGCGCCCUCCACGCAAUCGGCACACUUGCCCUACUGCUACGUGCGUCCUCCGGCUGAGGAUGCGCUCAGCUAUGCCGCUGAGCACUCACCACUCUCCUCCGUACACUCUGGCCGCAUGCGCAGCGGCAGCGCGCAUACUCUACGCUGGUCCUUGGCGCUGCCGCUCGGCUUCUGUGUGGUGCUGCUGCUAGCGUAUAUCGCUUUCGGUUCGCUCGUCAUUGCCUUACUCGAGCAGUGGUCACUCUUCGAUGGCAUCUACUUUUGUUUCAUGAGUCUGACCACAAUCGGAUUUUGUGAUCUGCUGCCAGGCGCGCAUGUGCGUCCGGCUACAACCGCUUCGACAUUGGUGGUAUGGUUCUGCGUGGCGUAUAUUCUGAGUGGACUGACACUCACAUCUAUGUGUGUGAAUUUGUUGCAUGAUGAGUUCUUGCAACGCAUGCGUGUUGUGGUGAAAUUCAAGAAAAUUGCUACUGGCAAGAAUACGGCAAAGGAGCGCAGCUUCUAUGGGGCGCCACCACCUUGACGAUGCGGCUGCGAGAAAAGCGAAAACGAGCCGUGGCUUGGUGUGACAGUUGUAUGCCAUGUAACUCUGGCGGCAAAACUGCUGUAUGGCGAUAACUUUCUACGUAUGCUGGGCUUGCUGCUGCGGCAUGAAAUAAAGAUUCAACAGUGGGCAAGCGGAAGAUGAAUGUGUAGACGGAUGUAUGUGUGAAAGUGUGGGAUGACAAAUGUGUAGAUAAACAUUAUAUAUACACAUAUAUUAAAUCUGGUGGCAAAAUGUGAUUAUUUGUUAAGUGUUACUUUUACUUAAGUGCUCAAAUAACUUUAUUUUUCAUCAAUUCUUUUUAACGAAGAAAAUCUGCGAUUGAUUUCCCGCAACAAAAGGCACUGACAUCGUGACAGCUCGCGAAGUGAGAUAUUGAGAUGCGCCGAAAUCAACGCCAAUCGGCAUUCAUCACGUCAACGCAUAGCCACUCUUCCUACCGGCACUUCGCGCCACCGCCGCUUUUUCAGACAAUUUGCGUGCAAACUGAAUUAACUAUUGGAAAUUUAAGCAGCAAUCGCUAACAAAACAUGGCUAUAACAAAUAUUUAAUUUCGAACGCAAAUUAAGACGAGCUUAAAACUUUGCGCCAGCCCUUCCUUCCGCGCAAUGACUUUUUCUUCAACUUUAGUGCAGCCUUCAAACCCACCAGCCAGCGAAUACGUGAGUUCGCAGCGCGGUUCAAUUUCGCGUUGGCUUUGCAAAACGUGACAGCGAGAUGCGAUUCAAGUGACACAACAACAACGUUGAGGCAAUAUUAUUAUUUUUGUUUUUGUCGCGCGUUAAGUAAAGGAAUGAGAUCAAGAAGUGAAAAAGAAAAAGCGCGCCGGCGAAACUUGACAGUUGACAGUGAAAGUUAAGCUGCAGCAGCUGCCACAAUUGACAACUCAGCUGACGUUGGCGCUGUCAUUGUGGUUGAGAAUAGCGCAGCGGCUGUGUGAACGGAAUGGGAAGGCGGCAGCAAGCAAGGGUUGAGAUGGCGUAAGCUGUUUCAAAACAAUAGCAACAACAAUUUGGAGUGGUUGCAUUACUGGAAGCUGUCAUCUACAUAUUACUUUCUUGUAUUUAAGUAAGCAGAUAUGUAUGUAUGUAAUGAGUGCCAUGGCAGAGGCAAAUUUUAAAAUUGAAUUUAAGCGCUUAAAAAGAAUGUGGAGAUUUUAUUUGGAAAUAUUUUGUAAAAUUAAAUUCUAAGAAAUCGAAUU